CGGGCGUUCGGUGUAUUGGGCUGCCCAGGUAUUGCGUGGACAGUGAAAGCCAUUCGGACAGCUUUAAUCAUUGCCUCUAACUAAAACCAACCCCGAACUCGCAUACAAAAAAUAUUUUAAAUUUGUCUGCUGUUGUUGGAUCAAUACAGCCUGACUUGUGGCGUAGGUCUACCGAGAUAUGCGCUUGGGAUUAUAAGGUGGCUGCUCGGGCUAUGUUUUGGGACCUGGUGUAAAGUUGAGCGACCACUUUAAUAACAUACGGUUGAGCGGAAGACUCCGAGUGUUGUACCAACGGGGAAAAGAUGGAGUACGGGUUUCUUCCUCUUACCUGAUGUUACAGGAAUGUAUGGAACAUACGACUGGACGUAUUUAAUGAGCGGAUAACACACCCCGACAAGGACAGCCAUGGAAUGUCAUUUUGUGGCAAUACUCCUGUUGGUCGUCUCCGUUUUUACAGAUGGCUCCGACACAAACAAGAGGUUCGACAUAGCAUUCCGUAACUUCCUAAAGGACCAUGGCUACAGAGGAGGGGCGGUUGCCGCCAUGAAACAGGGGCGUCUCAUCCACACCAAAGGGUACGGGGUGGACGAGGAAGGCCACCAGAUUGAAGAUACCACCCUGUUUCCGGCCUCCAGCGCAUCGAAGUCGAUCACUGCUGUUGCCAUCCUCACAUUAGUCCAGGACGGGACACUCGAUCUGAAAAGUAAAGUAUUUGGUCAUGCGGGUAUUCUUCACAUGUUGAAACCGCUGACAAAGAAUUCACCUGACCCCAGACUCCAUGACAUUACUGUAGAUCACCUUCUGCACCACAGUGCAGGGUGGGACCUGAAUAAAGGUCCCCUGUAUGACCCCAUGCUCAACGAGGUGUACAUCAAACGUGGCAAUGAUGUUCCUGACAUUAAGAAAAUCAUGGACUCUGAAAGCCCGGUGUCGUACUUCGACACGAUCCGCUACGUGAUGUCACAGAAACUGUACUUCACUCCAGGAACGCGGACGGUGUACUCGAAUCUUGGAUACACGAUUCUGGGUAGAAUAAUCGAAGAGGUUUCGGACACGAGUUACGAGGACUACGUCAAAAGACACGUGAUCAAACCCUGUGGCAUGUGGCACACGCGGAUUGGUCGUUGGGGUAAAAAUGGAGUCCUCAAACUAGACAACCAUUCGUCGAGGAUGUCGAACUCGCUCAGUCACCAGUUAGCCUUUUCAAUAUAUGAAGCACUGCAUCCUGACAUCAUAGACUCGACCUUAGGCUGGUACACGACUGUUUUCGAUAUGAUGAGAUUCAUUAAGUGCAUUAACCCGAAAAACGGAAGAGGUAUUCUUCUGGAGGAGUACAAGUGGCACUUGUCAUCGAGAGAACCCGCAGCACCCGUCCAGCACAGUGAAAACUGGUUCGGGGCAGGAUUCCGGGCCAACACUAAAGGUGUCCUCUGGCAAGAUGGCGACCCGCACGCGGACGAUAUGAUUCUGUUUCAUCACAGCGUCACUAGCGAGAUGCCGGAUUCUUGGAUUUUCUUCCUGAAAGGACGUGGUCUGAAACAUUUGAAGCACGCAUCCCACGAAUUGAUGGAGUUGAUGGAAACGGGAGGAAUAUACAACGACUUUAUUCGAGACAUGUCCGACAUGCAGCAGCUCGGACACGAUGGCGAAAACGUGAUGAUAAAAUUCGCAGUUGACGAGCACCAUCUGGACGCGUUCGUGAACGCGUUCAAACGGGAACACUACGACAUCCGUUGGAUCAGUGCUUACUCGUUAAAUCGCCACCGAACACACUUCACGAUCAUCGCAGAGGAAGUUAGCAGCUCCACCUCUAAAGACUUUGUCCUGGAGCAUGGACUGUCUGAAAAGAAAUUGUUCUCGCGGAAACUGGAGCUGGAGUCUGAUGGUUACAACAUGACGUUUCUGCAGAACUACAAGAGUGCGUCGCAUGACUUCACCUAUGUUUUCUUGGCGAUUUUCAGAAAACACGGGUACGCGCAGACCACCCAGAUGAAGUUUGGCAUCCACCACUACCCUCGGCCGUACGACAAGCUUCUGGGACUUUACACUGAAAAGGCGUUUUUCCCAACAGUCCAGAGUUACAUUAAACACAACUACGAAGGGAAGAUAUCGUUUAUAUUUGUCAAGGAGAUACGACCACAAAAGAUCCGCUUCAAGACGUAUCACGGACUCAGUGAAAAGAAGCUGGGAAAGGUGGUGAAAAUGAACGCUAGGUUUGGCCGGAAGCUGACCUACAUCGAUGCUUCGACUGCUGAGAAAACAUCGUCGUUUUCUGUCGUGUUUUCCACCGAGCAGCCUGCGGUUUGGCUUUUCAAAUUAGGUCUCACUAAAGAUGAAGUUACAAGACUGAUUCUCGACAAACAGGCGGACGGUCUGAUGCCAAACCGAAUUGUUGCGUACACAAAUAAGCAAAAACAGUUAAAGUUUGCUCUUUAUUUAGAGAAAAGGAAAAACUGAUAUGCUGAAUGCAGGAUAAUGAUUGAAAAAUACACUGAGAAAUAGUAUGACAGGAGUCUGUGUUUAUGGCCAGACUUCUUUUGUAGGGUAUCUCUUUUGACAAAAUGUUUAUGAUGUAUAUAAUGCUAUGUAUAUAAUACUAGCCAUUCCCUAUGAUCCCUGUCCUGCCUAAAUAUCGGACUAGAACCAACCUUACAUUAUUAGAUAAAACACACAAUUUCGACAUCAACACACCACGAAGCUGUGUACGUAUGUACAGUAAAUCAUUCAUUCCGUUUCUAUAUUUAAUAGCAAUAGUUUAAAAUAAUUAUUUUCAUCUUCACCAAUGCACCAUCGGUGGUCCCAUUGGGCUAUUUCUCGUUUAUGCCAGUGCACCACGACUGGUAUAUCAAAGGCCGUGGUAUGUGCUAUACUCCCUGUGGGAUGGUGCAUAUAAAUAAAUAAAAACUUGCUACUAAUAGAACAAUGUAUGACUGUAUCAAAAUGACCAUAUGUUUGAAAUCCAAUAGUCAAACUUUAACAAACUUCACCAAUGAUAUUUAUCUUACGACAUUAGAAUAAUAUAUAACUAAAUCCAACAAGCUACACAAACUAGUUUGAUUCCUCUGUUAUUCUUUUCAUGAGAAUCGUCAUGGGAAAUGACUUCCAUUCCUCACUCCCAAGUUGAAGCAUAUAAUAGUUAUUCGCGGGAGCAAACAGUUUCACCCUUUCGACUGUCUUGUCAAUACAGUAUGUUUAAUGGUGUUGUGGUUCAGAUGUCAAGUUUAGUGUUUUCGUUAGUAAUGUAACUUUGGCAACACCCAGAUAUUUCAUCAGGACGGGGCAAGACGAAAGUUGGGUUAAUGUAAUAUAUAUAUAUAUAUAUAUAUAUAUAUAUAUAUAUAUAUAUAUAUAUAUAUAUAUAUAUAUAUAUAUAUAUAUAUGCAAGCUCAUUAACAGGGGGAAUGUAAUUGGGUGCUUACGCAACACACACACACAGACACACACACACACACACACACACACACACACACACACUCACACACACACCAGUUUAUUUUACCAAAGGUCCACAUUUUGUACUAUAAAAUUUAGAUUUAGGUGGGGGUUUUUUUUUUGCCAUUGUCGGUCCCAUCACAAAGAAUUCGCACCCCCUCCCCCCAUUCUGCGUACGGGCCUGAUAUGUUUGUAUCUAUAUAUGUAUGUAUAUAUGUGUGUAUGUAUAUGGUGUCCAUAAAGAACAGUAAAGUAACCGCUCACCACAAUACAAAGUACUCGAGUCCAUUAGUGUGUGUAAAUAUAUUGUUGAGGUCUGUUGUUACAGCUUGUUGUUAGUCGCCCAUAACCUAAUGUGAUUAUUAACUUAUUCAAGAAUAUAACGCACGUCUACACGAGAGAACACGCUUUGCUAGUAGACCGCAUAAUUUAUGAAUAGAUGUUCAAAGCAUUCAGUGUCGAGCUCACACGAAAGCUUCCAAAUACACUUAUUUAAAUAG
Molecule: messenger RNA, 3932 nt
Organism: Gigantopelta aegis
Lineage: Eukaryota; Metazoa; Mollusca; Gastropoda; Neomphalida; Peltospiridae
Exons: 2
Coding region: 406-2457 (683 amino acids)
Source: RefSeq, a predicted model, not a curated record